AUGCCUCAGGAGUUAAAACCUAUACCGGAACUUGACCACACCCGGAUGCCGGAACAACAUCCUGCUUCUUCUCAAGUAAACAUGGCUGUUGAUCUGAAGACGAACAGUGCUAGCCUUUCAAAGGCUUGGCAAGAUAUCUUUGAUGAUAAAUGUGAAACAGAUUGGUGAGUGUUUGUUUAAGUAAAGUCCAAACGUUUGAAACGGGAAUUUUUGCUACAAUACAGCUCGAUACAUGUUAUGCUUUGCCACUUGUAUUUCACUCUCUAGGGCAUUAUUUGGUUACGAGAAAAAUUCCAACACUCUGAAGCUUGUUGAAACUGGAGGUACUAUUCUUUCUUGGCAAUAUAUUCAACCCAGCAAGCUUUCUAUUAUUUAUAAUGAAAAUAUGACUUGCUUUCCUGUCAUAAAACCUAUCUGUUUACCACAAAUGUGAUAUUGCAACACGGUCUCAUAUAUUGUCAUUUUGAAUUCUGAAUUUUGCUUCGAAGUUUGGGAGUAAAAACAUCAAAAUAUAAAUCUUGAAUUGUAGUGUAAAGUAUAUUUUAUCAAGCAAGAUCUUAAUGAAUUAAUCGGCGUGCCCAGGAAUGUAUAUAAUGCACUGUAGCAAUUAUGAAAUUGUCAGAUUUGUUGCAUUUGGGCUUCACUUCCGGUUUUAUUAUCACACUGUAUUUCUUGAGCAUUACAGUUGUUUCAAUUUACUUUUGUCUAGAAUGACCUGAACUUUGUUCCGGACAUCCUAACUUGUUGUGGAUGUUAAACGUUCACGGUGAAAUUCACACACUAGCCAUUUCCUUGGCUUGUUUAAUUCAAAGAUAUAUAAUUAAAUCAGAGGCUUUGUUUACAAUUGUGCUUGUGAAUUUCAUUAUGAAAUUUUGAACUUUGGGUCAGCAUCUACUAGUGAGUAGGGUGAUGCGGUUUUUCGGUAAACCGGAAAACACCAAUUUUUUUUUAAAACCGAAUUACUCGAUGUUACUUUUGGAGAAAAACCGGAAAACCGGAAAAAACAAAAAAACCGGGAAGAAACGAAGAAAAAUCGGUAUUUUACUAAAAUCGAACCAUACAGUUUUGCGCGAGCUUGAAGUCUUGAACGGAUAAGCGAUUAAGCGGAUCAAACGAUGGUGAAUUUUGAUUUGCUAGCAACAAAGGCGGACAUCUGCGAAGACAGGUCUAAAAUAUUCAUAUCGAACACGGCAUAGUUUCGAUUUUCGAACGUAUUUUUUUAAAAAACCGGUUCACUCGGUUUUUUCGGUUUUUUUUGGUCGGUUUUCGGUUUUUUGUAGAAACCGCCUCACCCUACUAGUGAGAACAUUGUUUUCCUCCCCUUCCCCAUCCCUUGGAUUGAACAUGUAUAUUUUAUCUGUACCAUUGGGGUGGGGGGAAGGGGAUGGGUGUGCAGAUCAUUUGUGGAAUGUGAAGUGACCCAUUAAAAUUUAUGGCAUUUAGAUGAAGGUUUAGAGGAGCUAAGUGAUGAAUGGAAUAGUGGUAAAAUGUUGUAUGCUGGUUUGAAAGUGAUUGAUCCUAAUACAAAUCUGCCAAAAUAUGUGUUUAUUAGCUGGGUUUGUAUUUUCCUUAAUGUUGCUGUUUAAUUUACCACCAUUACUGCGAUUAUUAUCACCAAAACUACCACCACACUAUCAUUGCACCAUAAAUACCAUCAUUACUUAACCAUCACCACCAAUAUCAUAAUUACCAUCACUCAUGGUACCAUUACCAUCAUUGCACCAUUAAUACCAUCAUUACUUAACCAUCACGGCACCACCACCAUUAUCAUAAUUACCAUCACUGGUACCAUCACUAUCAUUACACCAUAAAUACCAUCAUCACCAGUAUCAUCAUUAUCACCACAAUACCAUGAUUACUCUCACACUAUUAACACCAUUAUUUCACCACACUAUAAUUCUCAACCUACAUUUUAGUCACCACCAGUACCAUCAUUAUCUCUGGCAUGGUACUGUAACAUUAGUCACAGCUAUAAUUAACAUGGCCACUACUACAAUUAAUCCUCACUACUAUCCAAGUGCCUGGGAACAAGACUGACUGCUAUCAAUAUCAUUGUCACCACUUCUGUUAUUGCAGCAACCAUCAACCAUUAUUUCUAGCAGUGACCUCAACAACCACCCAGUAACCAGUAUUAUUAUACAUUUAAUAUGUAUUCUCGUUUCUAAUUGGUCAGAAAGCACCGGCUAAUUUUCAGUAUUUGGCAUUUAUUACGUAUUUUCCGCCGAUGACGUCAUCAGUGUCCAAUAAUUGUUUUUUUGGAUCGAACUUGCAUCCAAAAAAAAAUUAUUGGACUCUCUCGUGCCCAAACCCUUGCGCGGCCAAAAGCUUGAACCUAUAAGCGCGCGAAAAAACAAAACAAACAAUGGCCUACAGCAGAUUUGCUUCGCUGAAUGAAAGUGAACUCUCCAAAUUAUUGGCAGAUAAGGAUAGUGAAAGCACGAAAAAAGCCACAAAGGGGUAAAUAGAAGUAGAAAUAGAAUAUUUAGCUGACCUUUGACUUUGUGCAAGGUGUUUGAUACUCAAAUUGUACUUUUCCUACCUCAUGAACAGGAAUCGUUUUAUACGUUUCUCAUGUCUUUAAAUGUAUAAUAAAACAAUUAUUGGAUUCGGCUUUCGCAUGAUAUCAAGAAUUAUUCUGACCUCGGUCUAUGUUAUCCGCCUCAGCUUCGCUUUGGCAGAUAACAUUGACCUCGGUCUGAAUAAUUCUUGAUAUCAUGCUCAGCCUCAUCCAAUAAUUGCUUAUUAAUACUAUCAAAAUCACCCAUUGCCAUUACUGUCACCAUAACCAACAGAUUAUUCCAACCAUCAUCAUUACAAUGAUCACCAUCAUUGCUCACCUACCAGCUACAUGUACAUUACCACUGUCAUAACUAUGACCAUCUUACCAGGAGCAUUGCCAAUACCAUCAACAUCACCAGUAAUAAUUGCCAUCACCAUUACAAUUAUAAAAUCACCAUUACUUAUACUGUACAUUUAAUACUACCAUCAUAGUUGCCACCAUCAUAUUCAUUAUCCCCAUAUUGUAAUCAUAUUAUACUGUUGAGUGGCAGCAUUUUCUCUUAAAGUAAAAUUGUCUGGCAUUAGACAAAGUAAAACAAUAAAGUAGGAAGGGCAUGUGACUCAGGAUGUAUUGCCACUUAUCAUAUACUAAUGUUUUCGGGUUGUUUUGAGUUUGUUUUGGGUUUGUUUUGGGUUUGUGUUGGGUUUGUGUUGAGGGUGUUUGGGGUUGUUUUGGAUUUGUUUUGGGGUUGUUUUGGGUUUGUUUGGGGGUUGUUUUGAGGUUCUUUUGGGGUUUGUUUUGACUUUGUUUUGAGUUUGUUUUGAGGUUGUUUUGGGGUUGUUUUGGGGUUGUUUUGGGGUUGUUUUGAGUUUGUUUUGGACUUGUUUUGGGUUUGUUUGGGGGUUGUUUCACUAGUCCAUAUCACCAUCAUGACAAACCAUAAUUGCCACCAUCAUUGUUCCAUAAAUAUCAUUAAUUAAAAUACAUUUCUUAUAUGUUCAUUUUGAAGCAAGGAGAAGGGGUUCCAUCAUCAAGAAAAGGAGUAUGUGCAAAUCAUGUCAGAGAUGUUGAGAAAUUCUUUAAGGUUUAUAUUCUUGACUAAUAAAUUGUAGUUUUGCAUCUACAGUGUUAUCUAGGUAUGCACCAGAUGUCAUAUUUGGGUCAGAUGGUGAAAUAAUCUCAUUAUAGAAAAUAGAAAUGAUGUAAUAUAGUUUAAAAAGUACAAGUAUUUAUCAUAUUUUACUUGAAAUGAUUGUAGAGAAGCUGGUAUUAUUUUCAAGAUUUUUCAUGCUCACUUGCAAAUGCGAAAAAGUAGGUUUGAAAUUUGAGCAAGGCUUUUCCAACCAUGCAUGUUUAUUGAUGUUGGACUGUGAAGUUCUUUCCUAUCAUUUCAAGUCAAUAUAUUAUAAAAACCAUCACUUUAUAACCAAUGAAAUUAAUCAUUUAACCUUGAAUGGUUAGGCCUGAGCCUUAUAUAACCAAUAUCCCGCCGGAGGAUAAUUUUGCAGGAAAUUUUUCAACUAUCAGCCAUAUCCAGUAUUCGGCUGGAUAGUAAAAUACUCUAUACAGUGCACCCACAACUGUGAUUCAAUCAUUAACAAAUUAACCAAAAUGGUACUGUAUUCACGUUUCCACAUCAAACUCCUGUACACUUACCUGUAGGUGUACCUAUUUUUGUAUAUUUUAGUUUAAUGUAGUGUCUCGUUCCUCUAGGGACAUCACGUAGCAAUACUUGCACGUUGUGACGAGGAUGUGGAAGAAGACGUUAUUCUUGAUAAAGUUAAAAAAUCAUCAGGUAAAAAAGCACUGAUAUUGUAAGUGACUUUUCAUAUCUCAAAAUGCCAUCUCAAAACUUCAUGAAAUGAAUGUUAGGAUCCAAUUUCCUCCAAACCAAAUGUUGUCUUUUGCAGCCAUGCAUUUAUGCAACUUAUCUCAAUUUUUAGGAGCAAACUACAGCUUUCAUAAAGAAAAAGCGAGACCUGUCGAAGCACCAACCGCUGUGG
This is a messenger RNA of Paramuricea clavata, 4503 nucleotides long. Lineage: Eukaryota; Metazoa; Cnidaria; Anthozoa; Malacalcyonacea; Plexauridae. The record is from the annotation of a GenBank genome assembly.